Molecule: messenger RNA, 1683 nt
Organism: Chiroxiphia lanceolata (lance-tailed manakin)
Lineage: Eukaryota; Metazoa; Chordata; Aves; Passeriformes; Pipridae
Gene: BIRC5
Product: baculoviral IAP repeat containing 5
Exons: 4
Coding region: 25-456 (143 amino acids)
Source: RefSeq, a predicted model, not a curated record
GCCCGCCGCCGUUUGAACAGAGACAUGGCGGCCGGCGCUGGGCCGGCGGUGCUGCCCGAGGAAUGGCGGCUGUACCUCGUCUCCUCCCGAGUCGCCACCUUCCGCAACUGGCCCUUUACCGAGGGCUGCGCCUGCACGCCCGAGCGGAUGGCGGCGGCGGGUUUCGUGCACUGCCCCAGCGAGAACAGCCCCGACGUGGCGCAGUGCUUCUUCUGCCUCAAGGAGCUGGAGGGGUGGGAGCCCGACGACGAUCCCCUGGAGGAACACAAAAAGCACUCUGCGGGCUGUGGUUUUCUUUCCCUUCCGAAAGAGCCUGCUAACCUGACACUACAGGAGUUCCUGAAGCUGGACAAAAUGCGAAUCAUAAAGGCAAUUAAAAAAGAGAUUUCUCAGAAGAUGACCGAGGUUGAAGAUGCAGCCAAGAGCACACGUUCUAAAAUAAAGAAUCUGGCCUAGACUGCUGCAGCUUCACACUUACUAGUGACAUCUUUCUUGUAAAUGUACUGUGGCACUGCCACUGUGACUGAAUGGCCGUGUUUACCAAGGCUGCUUCCAGACUGGCUGUCUCGAGAAGCAUGCUGAAUUCUGCUUCACUCACCUGAGUCUGUCUAGGAAGUACCUGUGGUUUGAUAUAUUGCAUACAUAAUCUUUCUCUGCACGGAUUCUCCUAAUCUUCCUGUUGGUUUUAUUAAGGAUUACUACUUGUAGGUUUACUUGUUCUCUUUUUUCUUUUUUGAAACCCAGCUGUUUAGAGAUAUUGCUGUAUUGUAGAGAUCCUGGUAGCUCUGGUGUUAAAACAUUUCUGGCAAGAAUUGACAGGCAUUUCCAUUUUUGUACUGAAUAUACCAAUGCUUUAGGAUAUUUUGGGACAUGAAAAGGGGAAGGAUUUUUAAAAAUCCUUCAGGGAUUUAGGACUGUGGCUAAUAACAUUGAAUUAUACCAAAGCUUAGUGUGCCUGGUAUCCUUGUAAACUUCUACUUGUAGUUGGCUGCUGCCUCAUGUUGAUCUAUGUAUAGAUAAAAGUUGAAGGCAGAACAGCAAAGUAGUUUUACUUGAUUUUCUGGAGGAAAGGAAUCUGACCUUCAAUGCAAUGGGCUGCAUUGAAUGCAUUUUUAACAUCAAAAGGGAAAAUAAGAUCAUCAGCCUCAGUGCUGUUGCCCAAGUGUCAAACUUUUUUAAGCAGCAUUCAUCAGGCAUUAAAGACAUUUCAAAGACAUUCAAAUUUAUUUGUGCCUGGGAAGGUUUGGUUUGUCCCUUUCCUUGCACAAGUUUGGAAAGGAAAAGAAAUUUGCAAAACAGUGCAGUUAGUGAGAAACUGCUCUGAACUGCUGGAAAGGAAUGGGGGGGAAUGUUGGAGAAAAUAUUUGACUGUUACAGGGCCCAAUCUGAUCGUACAGGGUUGUGAAUUUUGCGACAGAACUGAACACACAUGAUUACAUGCUCCCAAAGUAAGGGAACCUCCAGCUCUAUUUUGGGAAAAAGGUUGUAGUAACACGUUGACGACACCAAUGCUCCUGAGUUUCAUAAGUUUGUUCAAUGUUCUCUGUCCAACCGUACUUGGAACAAUGAAAUAACCUCAUUAUUUCCAGUUGUAACAGCCAAAUCAUAUGCUGAUUGCCCUUCUGCGUUCUUCUUUUGUGUGUUUGCAUUGCAGCUGUAAAUAAAGAACAAAUUGGUUUCAAA